This is a messenger RNA of Knipowitschia caucasica, 1080 nucleotides long. The record is from the annotation of a GenBank genome assembly. NCBI's taxonomy places the organism in Eukaryota, Metazoa, Chordata, Actinopteri, Gobiiformes, Gobiidae.
AUGGUUUCCGUGUUCUCCGACGCCGUCACGGUGAGGUCCGCACGAGACCCCAAGGACUCACACAGUCCUGCUACAGACCCCAGGGACUCACACAGUCCUGCUACAGACCCCAGGAACUCACAGUCCUGCUACAGACCCCUCAGACUCACACAGUCCUGCUACAGACCCCAGGGACUCACACAGUCCUGCUACAGACCCCAAGGACUCACACAGUCCUGCUACAGACCCCAGGGACUCACACAGACCUGCUACAGACCCCAGGGACUCACACAGUCCUGCUACAGACCCCAGGAACUCACAGUCCUGCUACAGACCCCUCAGACUCACACAGUCCUGCUACAGACCCCAGGGACUCACACAGUCCUGCUACAGACCCCAAGGACUCACACAGUCCUGCUACAGACCCCAGGGACUCACACAGACCUGCUACAGACCUCAGACUCACACAGUCCUGCUACAGACCCCAGGGACUCACACAGUCCUGCUACAGACCCCAGGGACUCACACAGUCCUGCUACAGACCCCAGGAACUCACAGUCCUGCUACAGACCCCUCAGACUCACACAGUCCUGCUACAGACCCCAGGGACUCACACAGUCCUGCUACAGACCCCAAGGACUCACACAGUCCUGCUACAGACCCCAGGGACUCACACAGACCUGCUACAGACCUCAGACUCACACAGUCCUGCUACAGACCCCAGGGACUCACACAGUCCUGCUACAGACCCCAGGGACUCACACAGUCCUGCUACAGACCCCAGGGACUCACACAGACCUGCUACAGACCCCAGGGACUCACACAGUCCUGCUACAGACCCCAGGGACUCACACAGUCCUGCUACAGACCCCAAGGACUCACACAGUCCUGCUACAGACCCCAGGGACUCACACAGACCUGCUACAGACCCCAGGGACUCACACAGACCUGCUACAGACCCCAGGGACUCACACAGACCUGCUACAGACCCCAGGGACUCACACAGACCUGCUACAGACCCCUCAGACUCACACAGACCUGCUACAGACCCCUCAGACUCACACAGACCUGCUACAGACCCCAGGGACUCACACAGACUAG